This is a messenger RNA of Lytechinus variegatus (green sea urchin), 2385 nucleotides long. Its product is annotated as monomeric sarcosine oxidase-like. Bases 87 to 1310 code for a protein of 407 amino acids. NCBI's taxonomy places the organism in Eukaryota, Metazoa, Echinodermata, Echinoidea, Temnopleuroida, Toxopneustidae. The record is from RefSeq and is a predicted model, not a curated record. Gene Ontology annotation, molecular function: sarcosine oxidase activity; flavin adenine dinucleotide binding. The transcript is spliced from 8 exons.
CCCGUAGUCUGCAAAGUGCAAGUUAGCUCGUCGUUAUAGAUCCAAAAGUAUUUGACUCUAACUUAGUUUUCCUUGGUUUCGAGAAAAUGUCUCGUGUGUAUGAUUAUGUGGUGGUUGGCUGCGGUGGAAUAGGCAGUGCCACGAUAUACUGGUUGGCCAGGAAAGCUGGGAAUCGUGUGCUUGGUCUGGAGCAGUUUAACCUUGCUCAUCACAAUGGUGGAUCACAAGACCACUCUAGGAUUAUACGACUCUCGUACAACAGCAGUGAUUACGUCCAGCUGGCAAGAGGUACGUAUGAAGCAUGGGCAGAAGCGGAAAGGGAAUCUGGGAUCCAGUUAGUAUUCAAGACUGGUGGAUUGGAUAUUGCUAAAAGAGGCACGGUUGGAGCUCAGGUGAUUGAGAAAUAUGCUCAGGCCAUGGAGGAGCAGAAUGUUCCAUACGAAAGACUGGAAGGAGAAAGAGUGCGUCGAAAGUUCCCUCAGUUUGAUGCUACCCCUGAUUGGACCUGCCUCUACCAGAAGGACUCGGGACUAGUAGAUGCUGCUAUGGGCAACGCAGUCCACAUACAACUAGCCCAGAAGUAUGGAGCAACCAUCGUUGAAAAUGCUGCAGUCAUGAGUUUGAAGAAGCAUGGGGAUCUAACUCAGGUUUGCACGAGUCAAGGUGAUUUCCUGUGCAGGAAAGUGAUAGUGACAGCCGGGGCCUGGAUGAAUGAUGUUCUUUCUUCCGUAGGGGUUAAAAUACCACUAACGGUCACCCAAGAACAGGUCACCUACUUUGGUACUCCUCACAUGAAAGAAUUCACAAAGGAUAGAUUCCCAGUUUUUAGCUACGUAUAUCAUGACCGCUCGAUAUUCUGUGUACCAAUACACGGUACAAGUGGGGUUAAGAUCGGCAUAGAUGCAGCAGGUCCAGAAGUUGGACCCAACUCUAGAUCUUUCACUCCUGACCCUCAAAGAGAAGGGGAGGUUAUUGCCUUUCUUUCUCGGCAUUGUAAAAGGGCCCUGGGUCCAAUACUCUACACCAAGACCUGUCUGUAUGCCAUGACGCCGGACAGGAAUUUUGUGAUUGAUAACUGCAGGAAGGUGGGCCAUCCGAAUGUCAUCUUCUGCUGUGGAGCCGGUCACGCAUACAAGUUUGCUGCUGUUCUUGGAAGAAUCCUAAGUCAGUUAGCUAUAGACGGGAAGACAACCUUCAACAUUGCUCCUUUCAACAUGGAAAGAGAUGCGAUUACGGACCCAAACUUCCCCAAGUGUUUCCAGCUGGGACUACCAGAAGAAGAAUUGGCUAAACUCCAAGCAAAGUUGUGAAGCAACAUCUGACUGAUCUCCAUUCCCACAAGGAAUUCAUAUUCGAUGAUAUUCCGGCUAAUGUUGAGAUGAAUUCAUCAGGAAAAGGUCUCUAAAUGCUGACAAUAGAGGGAAUCAACUUAAAACAUAUAUGAUUGAAAAUAUAUUAAGAAACGUUAUUAUGAACCUGAAGGUGGAAUAUAUGAAAGCGUUUCUAAUCAAGUUGAUUUUGAUACAAAACAGUGUUUAGUAAAACCUUGUUACAACAAAAUUACUCGCACAUCUAACAAAAUUAAUGAAGUUACUUCAUGUGGCAAUCCCUUUUAUCAUGGAAUGAUGUAUAAAGUAUGGCACUGGAAAGAGUGUCAUGAAGUGCACAAAAGGUGAUGGAUACAUCUAGGUAGCAAUAAAACUUGCUGAAAUAUGAAGAAAAAAAUCCAUUGUUUAAUCAUGUUGGAGCCAACAAGUCAGGCUGCGGAAGGACUUAAAAAGGAGAAGGGGUGGGGGCAUGAGCAUGCAUAAAACCACAAUUUGGUGGACAUUUUAAUUUUUUUUUACAUGAUUUUUUUUAUAUUUUUAUUGGGGCUCCCCCUGGUUCUGCGUUCCUGCAAAUAGCUGCAUCAUUCAUGAAGGCAGGGAGAACAGCUUUCUUGAAACUUGACAUUUCUUUUAAUAAUUUUCUGCUGAGCUGGGUAUGUUCCAGUUCCUUAUCGUUCUUGGGUAAAAUAAGAACUCAAAGGGAUGCUCAGGCUGAAAAUAAUGAUUUAAACAGAUAAAGAAAAAUCAACAAACUAAACACUGAAAAUUUGAUCAAAAUUGGACAAGGAAUAACAAAGUUUUAAAGAUAUGUAUUAUUCUGUCGAAACAGUUCUAGGCAUGUCUUCAUGAAUAUUCAAUGACCAAAUUGAUUAUGUCAUAUCCCCACUUGUUCUUUUGUAUUUUAUUAUAUGAAAUUAGGUUUAUUCAAUUAGUUUCUACCAAAAACUGAAAACUGACAAAUGACAACUGAUUUAUUGCAUUAUAUAUUCAUUGCUGCAACUUUAUUUUGUUAUAAAGGAGACAUAUUGUUCACACAUGUAUGAAAAAAUGAAACAAU